GAACCUGGAAAAGUGUUACAUAGCGAAUCCAUUAACGAACACUCGACAACUAUGUCGUGGUAUUCGGUGAACGUAUCGUGAUAGUAACUAAUAUUGGUGAAAGACGAUUUUUUCGUAGAAAUUACGCUAUCAAAAAGAAAAAAAAGGAAGAAAAAAAAAAGAGAGGGAAAAGAAGAAACGAAGAAAUUCGUUUUCAUACGAUUACUCUGUAUAGUAAAGAAAUCGUGGAUUGUUUACGAACAAGUUCUCCGUAUGUUUCCAUAUGAUCGAUCACCGAUCAUCUCGUGAAUUAGGUCGGUCCUUAAACUGGAAGAAAUCUAAACGUGUGCGAGGCUCGAAAGUGAUUAAAAAAAAUUUUUUCAUCGUGCCCGUGGGUGUAUCGUUCGACUGCGUACGAGGAAAUUUUAUAUGCCGUGGGCAACGUCGACGUAUAUGAUGAAAUUACAGUUGCUCGUAAUCGAAACGGAUUACUGCUGGAGGAAAGCCUUGCUCAGGAUGGUAUUGGACCCCAAGGUCACGAGUCUACAUAGCGAUUACGGAAGUUUCGAUCGACCAUUGGGAGGUGGGGAGGGUCACGAGAGGGACGUGGAGGCGGCGGUUGAUGGGAGUAGCAGCGGAAUGGCACAAUCGAGUGAUAUUUAUCAAAGGCAACCUCUCUUACCUGGUGCACCAACUAAGAGUAAGGAUAAGUGGUCCGGGGUGGCUUCCGGUUCGGAUUAUUACGAGGACGACGAGGAGGAGAAAAUCGACGGUCUUGGACGUCAUCCAGGAAUAACGAAUGGACCAGGAAGCGGCGUCAUUAAAAUCGACAUACCGGCGCCGCUUCGCGAGGAACCACGAUUUCCCAAAGAAAAAUGGAAAACUUUUAUUGCUUUCCUGUUCAUGGUCGUGAACUUCAUACUGACCACGGCCUCACUUGCGAUGGUGCACGAACGUGUUCCAGAUCGUAAUAUCUAUGGCCCGUUACCAGACAUUGUACUGGAUAAUAUUACUGCCCAAGAUUGGACUCUCAAUGUUUCGGAAGUUCUCAUUAUGAUAAUGUCCAACUCGGCAAUGGUUUUCAUUAUUUUUCACAAACACAGAUUUAUCGUCAUCAGACGGAUAUUCCUUUUAAUGGGUCUGCUGUACAUGAUGAGGAGUAUCACGAUGUAUGUGACCGUUUUGCCGGUCGCAAGUAAAACAUAUUUCUGUAGUCCAAAGGCAAACAACACAAGUCCUCUUCUGGUUACGAAAAGAGUACUGCAACUUAUCUCUGGUUUCGGUUUGUCGAUUAAUGGCAAACACACUUAUUGUGGAGAUUACAUUUACAGCGGUCACACGGUUGUACUUGUACUUAGUUACCUGAUUAUUAAGGAGUAUUCCCCUAGAAGAUGUCAACCGAUUCAUUGGUUGGGAGGUCUUACGGUCUUUGUUGGUAUAAUAAUGGUAUUGGUAGCUCAUGGACAUUACACGGUUGAUGUCCUUAUAGCAUAUUAUUUAACUACACGUUUAUGGUACAUAUACCAUACAUUAGCAAAUAAUCCUUAUUUGAAGCAAAACGGACCAAAUAAUUUUCUGGCCCGGCUCUGGUGGUAUCCUAUUUUCAAAUAUUUUGAGAAAAAUGUGGGUGGUACAGUGCCACGACAAUACAAUUGGCCUUUACCUUGGCCUCGAAGAUUUCUUGCCAAGCAUCCUAACCGAGACAGUUAAUAUCUGCCCAGGCUCCAAGUUAGAGACUGAUAAGUAACGAAAUCCUUCCUGAUUCUAUAUGUAUAUGUGUAUACAUAUGUGCGUGUGCAUGCGUAUGUGUGCGUGUGUGUGUGUAUACAUAUAUAUACACACAUAUGCACACAAUUAUACAUAUACAUAUACAUAUAUGUUUGCACCUAAGCUUAUUCUUAUGAAAAUAACGCUUGGGUGAAAGGGAAGUGUCCAUGAUAUGCGAAUUUUUUAGAAUUACGCCCUUGUAUUGUGCAUUUUAAAGGGUUGCACAAAAGUUUGCAUCAACGUUCAAUUUGUUAUACCGCGUGUGCGGGCCAAAACUAUCGGGCGUAUAUAACUUGCAGUUUACUCAAUCGCGUCGCAAUUCACGCUUUACCUGAUUUUCAUGAAGAACUAGUGUAUAUCCUAUGUAAAGAAGAAUUAUAAUAGCUUAUCUAUAUGAUGCUUUGCGCGAAGUUUUAGAAAUAAUUAGUACGAUUGGGAGGGAGGGGUUCCAUGGGGGGGUGGGAGGGGCAACAGAAGAUAUCUCGUUGAUAAUAUAAUUGAACAGAUCUGAACGCACACACCGAUAUUUAUAUAUACAUAUAUAUGUUUUAUUUGAAACACACACACACACACACACACACACACACACACACACACGAGAACGAAGUAUAUUUUGAUUUAUGUAAAAUUAAAACUCGAUUUUUCCAACUAGAAUUUUUUCGGUUAUCUCUUCCUUUUUUUCUUUCUUUUUUUUUUCUAAAUCCUUUUCUUCGUUUUUUCUAACAAUACAAAACCUUCCUCCAAUCGAAUUAUUCUCUUAUUAUAUCUCUUGAUCAUUAUACUUCCAAUAUGCAACCUGCCGUACGACUUAUUCCGGCGAAAAACGAUCCAGCAAUGAAUAUAUCGAUAUAUAUAUAUAUAUAUAUAUAUAUAUAUAUAUAUGUAUAUAUGUAUGUAUGUAUGUAUGUAUGUAUGUAUGUAUGUAUGUAUGUAUGUAUGUAUGUAUGUAUGUAUGUUACACACGCACACAUACAACUAAAUCCUUUCAAAUUUAUUUAACGAAUAUUCCUCGAAAUUGUUUUUUCACGGACAGCCUUGAAAGGAGAUAGAUAUAACAAAAGAAAAAAAUAAGAAAAGAAAAACAAAUAAAAUAAAAGAAAAAUAGACAGAAAGAGAGAAAGAAAAGAUAGCUCCCUACCCUGUAGUAGAGGCGAUCGUGCAAUUUCGUGGGACCAAAGAAGAAUGUUUUAAAGAGUAAUGUGUUAGUUCCGUACUAUAUCGAAAGAUAAUACAAAGUAUAUAUACUUUAUUAAGUAAUAGAAAAAAAAAAAUAAAUAAAUCAAUCAAUCAAUCAAUGAAUAUUUAAUGUUAUACGUAUGAUAUACAAUAAUAAAAAAAAAAAAUAUUCAAUAUCUUUUUCAAUUAGUACAAUUCGAACAAACUAUUGCCAAAUCAUUUUCUAUGUUUGUCAGUUUAGACCAACGUAAAAAUUCGUUCAUUUUAAUUUGGUUUCUUCCUUUUUUUUUUUUUUUUUUUUUGAUUUUCCUUUACGGCCGUCUCUAAUCUUAACUUCUCUCAAGACUGGUAUAAAAAAAGAAAAGAUUAUUCGUUAGAAUAGGAUAUAAAUAUAAUACUUA
Messenger RNA from Vespula pensylvanica (western yellowjacket), 3323 nucleotides. RefSeq names its product phosphatidylcholine:ceramide cholinephosphotransferase 2-like. The record is from RefSeq and is a predicted model, not a curated record. Gene Ontology annotation, cellular component: endoplasmic reticulum membrane; Golgi membrane. Gene Ontology annotation, molecular function: ceramide cholinephosphotransferase activity; sphingomyelin synthase activity. Gene Ontology annotation, biological process: ceramide biosynthetic process; sphingomyelin biosynthetic process. Lineage: Eukaryota; Metazoa; Arthropoda; Insecta; Hymenoptera; Vespidae. The coding region runs from base 409 to 1689 and encodes 426 amino acids. The transcript is spliced from 6 exons.